Molecule: messenger RNA, 441 nt
Organism: Rhagoletis zephyria (snowberry fruit fly)
Lineage: Eukaryota; Metazoa; Arthropoda; Insecta; Diptera; Tephritidae
Product: LIM/homeobox protein Awh-like
Biological process (GO): neuron differentiation; regulation of transcription by RNA polymerase II
Cellular component (GO): nucleus
Molecular function (GO): DNA-binding transcription factor activity, RNA polymerase II-specific; RNA polymerase II transcription regulatory region sequence-specific DNA binding
Source: RefSeq, a predicted model, not a curated record
AUGGCUGUGAUGGUGAUGGUUAUCACAAAAGUAAAACGNCCCCCCCGCCCCCCACCGAUGCACCCAACCACAACAAAUCAGAUGGCUGUGAUGGUGAUGGUUAUCACAAAAGUAAAACGAAACGUGUGCGUACCACCUUCACCGAGGAACAGUUACAGGUGCUGCAAGCCAACUUUCAGAUCGACAGCAAUCCGGAUGGGCAGGAUUUGGAGCGCAUCGCAUCGGUGACCGGUCUUAGUAAGCGUGUAACGCAAGUUUGGUUUCAAAAUUCGAGAGCGCGACAAAAAAAACAUAUUCAUGCUGGUAAGAAUAAAAUGCGUGAACCCGAAGGAAGCUCAUUUGCCCGCCACAUUAACCUGCAGUUAACGUAUUCAUUUCAGAAUAACGCCCAAAAUCCUAUGCACAUGAAUGGCAAUUCGAAGGGAUUAUAUCCGUCACAUG